This is a messenger RNA of Branchiostoma floridae (Florida lancelet), 2735 nucleotides long. RefSeq names its product sodium-dependent lysophosphatidylcholine symporter 1-B-like. The transcript has 14 exons. The record is from RefSeq and is a predicted model, not a curated record. Lineage: Eukaryota; Metazoa; Chordata; Leptocardii; Amphioxiformes; Branchiostomatidae. Gene Ontology annotation, biological process: carbohydrate transport. Bases 112 to 1758 code for a protein of 548 amino acids. Gene Ontology annotation, molecular function: symporter activity. Gene Ontology annotation, cellular component: membrane.
CUCGGUUGAUGACAUCUGCCUGUAACGUACCAGGAGCAUGAACCCGCUAAGUCAUCAGUUUUGCCCUCCUGUCAACCUGCCCGUCCACACAGCUACCACUGCAGCCCGACAAUGGCCGAUCUAGCGAAGACAACGAAGCCCCUGUCUGUCGUGGCGAAGUUGUGUUACGCUUUCGGUGCUGUUGGCAAUGAGGUCCUGUGGAUCGUAUUCGGAGCGUACACCAGCAUCUUUCUGGUGGAUGUGGCGCAGAUGCCACCCUUAUUUGCCACGUCCAUUAUUUUCGGCAGUAGGGUAGUGGACAUCUUAUGUAAUGUCGUCAUGGGCCCGAUGAUUGACAGGACGAACACACGAUGGGGAAAGACAAAACCAUGGAUCGUAACAUCAGCUCUGUUUAUGACUGUAACGAACGCGUUUAUCUGGUAUGUCCCGGAUGUUGGGACGGGUGGAAAGCUGGCCUGGUACAUUAUUCUAUACGUCGUGAUGGUGCUAGCCUGGUCGGGGUUUGCAAUUGCCUACCGCGCGUUUGUGAUGUUUCUGAGCGAUGACAUCGCGGAGAGAGACUCGGCAAUCCAGUACAGGGCCAUCUUCACAAUUGGAGGGACUGUUGUAGGAAUGAUAAUGUACGGACAGAUCCUCGCUUCAUUCAGACGUUCCGAGCACGACUCCUGUGACAACAUCACCUACAGCGCUAACAACAGCACCAACGGUUCUGUGGACGGAGUUUCUUUAGAGAUGACGGUUAGUCAACGCGCACCAUCAGAAAACAGAACCGGUUACAUGGUCUCCUCAGCAGCUGUGUGUGGUCUUCUGCUGUUGAGCUUGACAGCGGUCGUAUUUGGAACGACAGAGAGAAAAGAUAUUUCAGCGACAUCCGGAGGAAAACGUGGCCAGAACAUGUUCAAGACGGCGAAGAUUGUGCUGACAUUUCGCCCCAACGUCUAUUUUCUUCUGGCAUUUUUCUUUGUUCAAGUACCUCUUUCUAUAGGGCAUGGUGCGAUCGCCCUCUACGUACAGUACAGUCUGGACCUGGAGGACCAGAUAGAGAACGUCAUUUUAGCUUUAAUGGUGGCAUCAGCGGCAGCCGUGCCUGUUAUUGGUUUGGUUGUGUCCAAAGUUGGAAGGAAGACUGCCUACAUUUGCUUUGAGCUGGCUGCAGUUCCGGUGUUUAUUGGAUUCCAGUUUGUACCAAAGGGAAGCUUGGUUGUUUUUCCUAUUACCAUCGGCAUAGGCGUCACUACGCUUGCACAGAUGUAUAUACCAUGGUUGAUGAUGACUGACAUUAUAGAGGACUGCUACCUACAGACCGGUGAAAGACUGGACACUCCCUUCGUCGCCAUCUUCUUGUCCAUCAAUAGUCUCGCCAUCACCGUGGGACUGAUCAUGGGAACUAUCGGGCUGGAAAUCGGAGGCUACAAACUAGGAUCUUGUGUUCAGCCUGACACGGUGGGAAGCGCCUUGCGGAUUCUUUCGUCGAUUUGCACGUCAGUCCUGACCUUCAUCGGUGUGGUGUUUGCAUGGAGAUAUCCCAUCACUGAGGACAGGCGGAAAGAAAUUACAGAGGCCAUCAACAAACGAAAACUUUCAAGGAACUCCCAACCUGACGAGAUCCAGAGAAACGGAAGCCUGUCCAACAUGAACGGAAAAGGUCUUCUGACUGAGGAGACUUCAAGGCCAGAAGGAUUGCAGGAAGAAGACAAACUUCUGUCGUCAGAACUGGACUUGUCUGUACUUUUAGAUUGUAGAGAAUCAGUGGUAUGAUGCUUGUGGAAAUGCCACAGGAAAACGAAAACUUGUUUUUUUUUUAGAAUAUCGUACUAUUCCAAAAAAGGCAGGUCCUUGAUAUGCAAAUGUAUGACCAAAUUUACGGAGUUUAAGUCGUGAGAGAGGCUGCUGCUAUCACAAUGUAGAAAUUAUGAACAAAUUGCACAAUAUCACACCAGUAACCGUUACAUCAUAACACACAUAAGUUGUCUUAGAUAAAACUACAUCUAACAUUAUUUGUUCAAAAUCUAGAAUCUAUAUUAAAAAUCUAUAUUAAACAGAUCUCCAAGUUGACAUGUAUUAAACAUCAUAAUGCUACAUUGUACACGCUUUUCUUCAGACUCACUCAAGACUCAGUUUAUAGUUUCUCAUAUCAUGUAAUGUAACAAAACGCCCUCGUUAGCCCUCUUUUGGUUUCAACGGGUACACCGUCGUAACAGAUAUUUAUAAAAACGCUCACCAAUAUCUGCAAUGCCCGAACCUUUAGAGAAAACCUCUACAAAAAAUUACAACAAACACUAUUCAAGUCAUGACUCUAAGCUUCACCUUCAAAAAUAGUCUUUCAUGUCUUCUUCUUCGAAAUGUACUACUAUGACAUCAUCAAUAUCCGUUUUUCGAUAUCGAUGAUGAUGAUGAUGACUGGUUUAUUCAAUCAAACAACUUGAAUGUACAAGCCUCUGUAUGCAUCCCUAAGGCUAAAUUGGCGGACUAGUUUACGAUUGCGGGAUUAAAAACUGUUAAAACUAUUUACACAAAGUCAUCAUUAAGUAAAAAUAUUUACACAAUGUCGCAAGUUAAAAAUAUCUAUCUAUACAAUGACAUCAUUAAGUAGGGGCACCAUGUGGUAGAUCAGACUUUUCGUUAAUCGAGUGGUGUUAGCUCUGAGAGUCUGCAGUCUGUUGCUUGACCGAGUCUUACGACCAGAAAUGGCCCCACGGCAAAGAGGAAACCAGUCCCUGAAGACUGGGGAUCUG